This is a messenger RNA of Archocentrus centrarchus (flier cichlid), 957 nucleotides long. RefSeq names its product transmembrane p24 trafficking protein 6 (gene tmed6). Bases 110 to 859 code for a protein of 249 amino acids. The transcript has 4 exons. The record is from RefSeq and is a predicted model, not a curated record. NCBI's taxonomy places the organism in Eukaryota, Metazoa, Chordata, Actinopteri, Cichliformes, Cichlidae.
GUUUUCCCACCAAAGGAGGCAACAUUUCAGGAUUGGCUGAUCAUUUCUGAUCUGCCCACGCUGCCACGCAGACUCUCACCGUUCACUGCAGGUUUCCCCUUCUUCAGACAUGCUGUACGGGACUUCCUGCUUGUUUCUUGGCUGUUUGAUUUGGGGCUCAGCUCACGGGGUCCCCCAGACGAACACUCGGCCCGACGUCACAGACCAGGAGCUGUUCUGGGGCUCCGACCAGUACGACUUUGCUAUAGUGCUGCCUGCAGCUGGGCUGGAGUGUUUCUGGCACUUUGCCCACCGUGGAGAGAAAUUUUACCUGAACUUCAUGGUCCAGUGGGUGACAGGAAUGGGCCACGGCAGACAGCUGUCUGUCACCGUCAACGCCCCGAGCGGUCUGCUAGUGUCUGCUGUCGAUGACGCAAAGGCCCAGAUCAGCUUUGAGGCUGCAGAAACAGGUUUCUAUCAGAUGUGCUUCAGUAACUUGCACAACCGCUUUGGCACGAUGCAGAUCUUCCUCAGCUUCGGUGUUUACUAUGACACCUACCAAGACCCCUCCAAGAGUGAGGAGGACGAGGAGAAGAAAAAGGAGGAAGUCAGCAGAGAGCUGAACAACACACUGAGCAUCAUUGAGGCUGCGACCCACAAAGUGGAGAACCACGUCUUCCACAUGUUCCGCUACUACGGCUUCAGCCGGGUGAGAAAGAGCGUCGACUACUUCCUGCUACAGUCCAACUCAAAGUACAUCACCUGGUGGUCGAUGGCCCUCAGCGUCCUCAUUGUCACCUCUGGAUACCUGCAGCUCCUCUUCCUCAAAAGCCUCUUUGUCAGCAGUACAGGCGCAGAGGGCGAGAAGCCCCGAUGCUGACAGACUAAAGCUACGAGAAAAACAAUAAAAAUGUGGGUAUGUGAGGAGGAAGGGCAGGCACACAUGAGCUAAAGCAGUGAUGGUUCUUUCUCCUUGAA